CCCAAUUUCGGCGCACCACCUGCGUGCGCUUUCCUUCCCGAAACACUCCCGCUCGAUACAAAGCGCGAGGGCGCGGGCGCAGCCAGGGCAGCCGCACGGCACAACCGCGCCGCACCCUGCCUCCUCCGGUCUCCGCCCUCCCUUGGCCUCGUCCUUGACCGUUCGGCACCAUCGCACUCUGCUCCUCGCACGCGCACCAGCCACCGCCGCGCAGCAGGAGCAGAGAUUGCGGCGGGGAGGGUGAGGGGGAAAGGCGCAGUCUUUGGCUUGGCUUGCCGGUGGGCGGCCGGAGCGGGACGCGGCGAUACGGAGGAAGCCAUGGCUCCGAGCUGCUACGACGCGGCCGCGUCCAUGCUCCUCUGCGCCGAGGAGCACAGCAGCAUCCUGUGCUUGGAUGAGGAGGAGGACGUGGCGGCGGGGCCGGGGAGGAAGAGGGGCCGGUCGCCGGGCUGCGCGGACGGUUUCGGCGCGGAUUUGUUCCCGCCGCAGUCGGAGGAAUGCGUGGCCGGGCUGGUGGCGCGGGAGCCGGAGCACAUGCCACGGUCGGACUACGGCGAGCGGCUGCGCGGCGGCGACGGCGUCGAUCUCUGCGUCCGCCGGGAGGGCGUCGAUUGGAUUUGGAAGGUCUACACAUACUACAGCUUUGGUCCUGUUACUGCCUACCUGGCUGCGAACUACCUUGAUCGUUUCCUCUCACGGUACGAGCUGCCGGAAGGCAAGGACUGGAUGACGCAGCUGCUCUCCGUUGCGUGUCUUUCUCUGGCCGCCAAGAUGGAGGAAACCUUUGUCCCACAAUCCUUGGACCUUCAGGUCGGAGAUGCCCUGUAUGUGUUUGAGGCGAAGACGAUCCAGAGAAUGGAGCUGCUUGUUCUAAGCACCCUCAAUUGGAGGAUGCAGGCCGUAACCCCUUUCUCGUACCUGGACUACUUCCUAAACAAGCUCAACGGCGGCAUUCGAGCUCCAAGAAGCUGGUUCUUUCAGUCGGCAGAGCUUAUCUUGGGUGUAGCCAGAGCAGGCACCGGUUGCAUAGGCUUCAGACCUUCUGAGAUCGCCGCCGCCGUGGCAGCCGCCGUGGUCGGAGAAGCCAGCGUCGCAGGCAUUGAAACCGCCUGCGCCCAUGUCGACAAGGAGCGGGUGUUGCGGUGCCAGGCCGCGAUCCGGGCCAUGGCGUCCCCGGCCAUGAACACUGUGCCACCGAAAUCUGCAAGCGGCAGGGCCUCCCCGGCGCCGCAGAGCCCUGUAGGGGUGCUGGACGCUGGCUGCCUCAGCUACAAGAGCGACGACGAUGCCGCGGCAGCGGCGACUGUUGCCUCACAUGGGGCCUCCUCCUCCUCCCCGGUGGCCAGCAAAAGGAGAAAAAUCACCAGCAGAUGAUGGCUCGCCCUGACCGGUCAAAGUGCGUGCCCAAUGAUCAGAGCGAAUUGACUAGUCUGCUUUUGAUUUCUUUAUUUUUUUUACCGCGCCAAUCAUCUUGAUGAAGAAAAAGGUCAAAUGCGGCUGUGUGAGUCUGUGAGAUGGAGAGGCAGAAAGGAGGGCGUUUUGAGAUGACGGGAGGGCAAGAAGUUGAUGAAUAAAGAUGUGAGGUGUACCACACCUAAAUCGCUGAGCUUUUUGUGUGGAGGGGUAGACAGCCGGCACAACCUUGGUGUGCCACAAAGGGGGCGGACCAUGGCUUUGCAGGAGCACAAAGCUGGAGGAGAUCGAUGAGAUGAUGAUGGGCUUCUCCAGUUCAUGGGCAUGCUCGUCUUCUUCUCCGGCGGUGAGAAGGUCGACUGAUGGUGGCUCGCGAAGGAUCCAGGAGCUCCGUAAUUUCGUCUCUUUUGGUCUGGGUCUUUUGCAUUGUUUGGCUGAAACAGAUUCCUCUGUAUAUUCUACCUACAGUUCUGUAUUCAUAUGUGUACCUGUACGUUUUCCUUAUCUGAGUAAUACAGAAGCGUAUUUCAAAAAAAAAAGGUGGUGAAGGGACCAGGCCGUAGGCAAGAUGUACAAGAACUAGGCACUAAACCUGCUUGUGUCUGUAGUGUCUGAUAAAUUGUUUGCAGUAGUUUCUAGAAUUCUUUUUUUUAAUUUCAUUGUGAGGAGAAAAUGUAGGUGAAAAUGAAAAAUAUAUUUUAUGACAAAAAAAUCUUGAUCCAA
Molecule: messenger RNA, 2136 nt
Organism: Panicum virgatum (switchgrass)
Lineage: Eukaryota; Viridiplantae; Streptophyta; Magnoliopsida; Poales; Poaceae
Product: cyclin-D4-2-like
Exons: 6
Coding region: 319-1374 (351 amino acids)
Biological process (GO): regulation of cyclin-dependent protein serine/threonine kinase activity; mitotic cell cycle phase transition
Cellular component (GO): cyclin-dependent protein kinase holoenzyme complex; cytoplasm; nucleus
Molecular function (GO): cyclin-dependent protein serine/threonine kinase regulator activity
Source: RefSeq, a predicted model, not a curated record